Plenodomus lingam JN3 is the source of this 333-nucleotide messenger RNA. Lineage: Eukaryota; Fungi; Ascomycota; Dothideomycetes; Pleosporales; Leptosphaeriaceae. The record is from RefSeq and is a predicted model, not a curated record.
AUGGCAAACGAACAGCCGCCUGCGCAGCCUCAGGCCGAGUCCUCGGAGAACUUGCACACUGAUCCCGUGACCGGUGAGAAGAUCAGCAAGAGCGAGCUCAAGCGUCGCCAGAAGCAGCGCGAAAAGGACGAGAAGAAGAAGGAGAAGGAGGCGUCAUUGCCUGCAAGGCCCAAGAAGGAGAAGAAGGACGAUGUUGAGGAAUUGAACCCCAAUGUAUGCUUUUUCCUAUUUCAUGAAUUUUCUGGCAUGCUGCUAACGCAUCUCAGCAAUACUUUGAGAUUCGCUCCAACAAGAUCAACGCCCUUCGCACUUCCAAGCAACGCACCUACGUAG